AUGACGCCGGAGCUAGUGGGCAACGUCGUGGAUGGAGCCAGGAAGGCCGUGGCCGAGCUCCUGGGCUUAACGGAGGACAUGGUGAAGGUGCAUGUGGUUUCAGACUCAUCGGGACGCCGCUUGAGUGUCGUCAUGAAGCUGGAGGUGGAGCUCCUUGCGGCACCACGGAGCUCCACGGCAUUGCUGGCCUCCGAUGCAGGGCAGGACCUCCUCUCCACUGAGCUCAUGGAGGAGUGGGACUCCUUAGGAGUGCCCUUGGACAACUUCAGCGUGCUCAUUGGUCCGGUGGAGGAGCUUGCCAGCACCACCACAUCUACGCAGAUGCAAGCAACUCUGCAUGUCGGACCCUCUCCCGUCGGAGAUGCCGACACGAACCUCAUGAUCGUAGCGAUUGUGCUGGGCUUUGCAUUUUCAAUGGCCGCUGUCACAGUUUGUUGCUGGAUAUGGCGCCAAAGUCGCGCACUGCAACGGACGCAGCCUGAGGAGGCUUUGCAGUUGCCGAAGACCCCAUGCCCAAAAGGUGACAUAGCGCCUUUGCCGCCUCAGACGUCACCGAAAGGAGGAGUGAGUCCGGCCUCGAUCAUGAGCUCGCCGAAGGCGGAGGGCAUCAGCCACACGCAUAUGCCAUCCAUGGCAUCGGUUGACGAGGAUGGACCAGAGGUACAGCCCGCUCACACUGCAGUGCAGGUGCAGGUCCAGUCGCCCUUAAAUUCCGCCCGCAUGCAGCGCGCGAAGACGCAGGCGAGCAGCGGCGAGGUCAAAGUCGUCCGCACCCAUACGCUGCCGGCCAGUGCGGUCCGGACGGUGGCUAAACCCGCGGCCCAGAAG
Messenger RNA from Symbiodinium sp. CCMP2456, 828 nucleotides. The record is from the annotation of a GenBank genome assembly. NCBI's taxonomy places the organism in Eukaryota, Dinophyceae, Suessiales, Symbiodiniaceae.